CAUAUGUCGGAAGUGUCGCGGGACAGUUCAAAUUUGUCAAACAAACUCAGAAAGAGAAACAUGCGAAGCUAGCAACUUGACUUCAUUUUCGAGGCAUAUUUAACUUUUGGACCACAAAAGUAUUUAUUCUACGUUUUGUUUUCGAAACCACUCUGCAAACGUGUCCAACAUGUUUGCCAGAGGCAGGGGUCGAACGCCCUACGGUAAUAGUUUAACAAAGUCCCUUCGCCCAAAGAAGACUGCACCUCUUCAUAAAAAAGAAUGGGUGAGCACCAACAGUGACCUCGCCAAGUACAAAUUGACCCCAGCCGAAUUGAAUUAUCGCAGAGAGAGCCGCAAGUCACACAACAAAGCGGUAGCUCAGUGGGAACUGCGAGAAAAAGCCUUGAGAGAGCGCUUCCGUCAUGCUGGAGGUAGUCCUUUGGACAAGGACAGUCAAAGAAUCAUAAGAGAGGUGUUUUCUGAAAAGAUGCUCUUGCAUGAUGUGCUCGCCCGCUCAGACCGAACUUUGGCUGUGGUCAAUGAGCUUUUUGGAGAACCCCAAUGCAGAACGAUUGGACAUCCCAGUGUGACACUGGCCCCAAACUCAGACUCUCCUAUUUCCCAGCGAUCCACUGAGCCACCCUCUCUCAAUGACUCCAACUUGGAUCAUCAGGCCCUAAUUGAAACAGAGAACAACGACUACUACUACAGUGAUGAAGAGCCUGAAGCGGGAAGACUCUUCCAAAGUAAAAAAAAGGAGAAGAUCAUGACGAGACGGCCUCAGCGCCAAAGGGGGCGUCAUGGUGUUAAUGAAUGCACACCAACCAGAGCACCUGUCCAAACUGCUCUUAAUGCCACACCAGUGGUCCAGCGUGUAAGGUCCAGACACAACCACUCAGAGGAACCCAAUGAGGGGGAGUCUUUGCUAGUAUCACAAGUCCUAAACCCUGACAUUUCCCCCAGACAGCCAGGUAGCUGUCAGCCUACUAAAACCAGAAAAACUGUCAAGUUUAAUGACGGUUCCUCCGUGGUGUCGUUCAACGGUGAAAAGUCAGGCCUAGGCCUGCUACAAAGCAUGUUAGCUGAAGUGGAGCACGAAUUGGAUUCCCUGAGUCCACAAACGUCGACGCAGACUCUGCAACACCCGGCGCAAGGGCUUACUGGCUUCUCCUUGGCUUUGGUGUCCACUCUGGCACGCCUGGUUCGCCUCAUUAAAAAGCGAGAACAUGACGCUGAAACCGCAAUCGAGGAAAAGCGUAAAUUGGAGGAGAGUCUGAGAGAACAACGACACCUGAUUGACGCUCUGACUGCGGAGACCAUGACUCUGAGAGAAGAAACCUCCUCCUUGCAGGCUGAAUUGAAGCAGCGCACAGCAGAAAUGGACAGAAAACUGGACUCUGCGGUGUCCGCAAUGGCGACGCACAUCAACCAACACCGAGGCGCUGAUGUCAUUGCAACAGUUCAGCAGCCUGUUUUCGAGCAACGACGAGUUUCUGUCAUUCCCGCCGUCCAGGUGUCUUCACCUGGACAAGGAGUUGCCUGGCAGACAAUUCCUGAGCCAGAACAGAACGCCUACAACAAACCGCCAACCAACAACUCAUCGUCCAGUUUUACGUCGCAAAUUUCUCCUGACUCCGGGCUCGUCGAGCUCCGCCGACUCAAAGACACGAUUAGCGCCCAGCUAAGUCAAUUUGAGAGCAUCGGAAAGUCACCUGGCAGCAGUUCGGAGCAGAAGUGUUCAGGUUCUGGCAGGACGGGGCCCGAGACUACUGCAAGGCUCGGUCAAUACACCGAUCAAAUGAUGCAUACAAAUGCGGCUACUGUCAAUAACAGCAUAUAUAGUGUACAGCAGCGGCUCCUGGAGCUCAACAGGCAAAACACAGCAGCCAGAGAGCGACUGCUGGAUCUCAUUGAACAGCAGAAGCAGACCGUUUCUGAUCGAGUUUCCCCACUCGGAUCCCCCGUGCCUCCCUCGGCGUUCAGCCCGCAACAUUCAGAUGGAAAUGGAAGCACUGAUGGAUCCCCGCUGAUGCCGACAGAAAACAGACGAUCAGCUGUUUCGCAAGUUUAUUCUCGACUUUAUGAAGAAACACAGAAGGAUGGAAGCGCACAGCAAACAGACAAGCAACAAGUACAUCAGCAGGGCUGGUUUGCUCUUUCUGCUCAUAUGCGAUGACCAGGAGAGGAUUUUUUUUUUUUUUUUUUUUUAAUGUAAAUUUUGUUUAAUAUUAAUGUUUAUAUUAGCUUCCAUUGACUGCAAUGGACGUUCA
Corythoichthys intestinalis (scribbled pipefish) is the source of this 2252-nucleotide messenger RNA. It is a transcript of the gene spice1, whose product is annotated as spindle and centriole associated protein 1. Gene Ontology annotation, biological process: metaphase chromosome alignment; regulation of centriole replication; mitotic spindle assembly. Gene Ontology annotation, cellular component: centrosome; centriole; spindle. The coding region runs from base 170 to 2158 and encodes 662 amino acids. The transcript has 18 exons. NCBI's taxonomy places the organism in Eukaryota, Metazoa, Chordata, Actinopteri, Syngnathiformes, Syngnathidae. The record is from RefSeq and is a predicted model, not a curated record.